AUUAUCAAUUUAAUGGAGCUUCUCAACCUGAACUUAAUAUCAUAUCUGUUCAAACCCAAUCCAUUCAGAGACAUAUUAGGACAACACAUAAUCUUGCCUGGAGUAUAAUUGAUAAUUUUAAUCCAUUAAUUAUUAGUAAAAAAAAUGUGAUUAGUGGCCGAUAUAUGCUUCAACGAAUAUCAAUUUGUUGUGAACACUGUCAAGCCAUACAUUGGCCAACGGAGUCUUCAACUAAUUGCUGCCGUAAUGGAAAAGUUGUUUUGGCACCAUUAGAUAAUGCACCUCCAUCAAUUUUAAGCCUCCUUACGGAAAAUUCACCCAUGACUGGAGAACCAUAUUUGAAACAAAUUUGGUUGUUCAAUUCAGUUUUUGCAUUCAUAUCGAUAGAAGCAUCAAUUGAUCCACAUCUUGCAAAUAGUGCUAAUGGGGUAUAUACCUAUCGUGUUCAAGGUGCAAUUUAUCAUCGAAUUGGUUCAAUGCUUCCUGUGGAGAAUUGUACACCCAAAUUCUUACAAAUAUAUAUAUAUGAUGGCAAUUUUGAAGCUGAAUUGAGCUACCGUCACAUUUUUCAUAGUGCUGGCCAAUUUGUGCGUGAAGGUCAACCUGUUGUAUUAAAAAUUUUAAGUGGUCAAGGGUAUGAUGUAUGGCAUUAUAACUGCUCUACUGCUAAUGAAGUUGCGGUUUUGAUGAUUGAUGACAGUACUAUCAAUAGUGGUCGUAAUAUUCUUCUUCGGACUAACCAGGGUCAAUUGCAGCAAAUAUCAGAAUGCUAUGCUGCAUACGAUGCACUUCAGUAUCUAUUACUAUUUUCAUAUGGCCAGCUUGGGUGGCAUCACAAUAUUCCUUAUUCAACAAGUACCAGAUCUAACUAUCAUGAAAGCCAUGAGCUUGCAAGUGAUAACGAUUCUGAGAAUGGGGAUUCAGACAAUGAAUUGAGACAAACACGGUAG
This is a messenger RNA of Dentiscutata heterogama, 950 nucleotides long. NCBI's taxonomy places the organism in Eukaryota, Fungi, Glomeromycota, Glomeromycetes, Diversisporales, Gigasporaceae. The record is from the annotation of a GenBank genome assembly.